Westerdykella ornata is the source of this 1793-nucleotide messenger RNA. Its product is annotated as V-type ATPase. Gene Ontology annotation, molecular function: proton-transporting ATPase activity, rotational mechanism; ATP binding. NCBI's taxonomy places the organism in Eukaryota, Fungi, Ascomycota, Dothideomycetes, Pleosporales, Sporormiaceae. Bases 134 to 1660 code for a protein of 508 amino acids. Gene Ontology annotation, biological process: proton transmembrane transport; ATP metabolic process. The record is from RefSeq and is a predicted model, not a curated record. Gene Ontology annotation, cellular component: proton-transporting V-type ATPase, V1 domain. The transcript is spliced from 8 exons.
UCCGGCCAAAGCUGCCUCAAGCUCAACUGGCGGUUGCAAAGCUUCCACUCUCUGCGCUCCCCCUCUGCAACAUCGGCUCCCUUUCCGACCACCGCCGUAAACCCCUCUCUCCUGUCGCCGACCCCCCGCCAGCAUGCCUGACGUCGUCGACCCUCGUAUGAUCUCCGUCCAGCCAAGGAUACGGUACAACACCAUUGGCGGCGUGAACGGUCCUUUGGUCAUCCUCGAGAACGUCAAAUUUCCCAAAUACAACGAAAUCGUGUCUUUAACCCUUCCCGAUGGCUCCGAGAGAUCCGGCCAGGUGCUUGAAGCCAGAGGGAACAAGGCCGUCGUACAGGUCUUCGAAGGCACAUCUGGCAUUGACGUCAAGAAGACCAAAGUAGAAUUCACCGGCCACAGCUUAAAGCUCGGUGUGUCCGAGGACAUGCUGGGCCGCAUCUUCGAUGGCUCCGGACGUCCAAUCGACAAGGGCCCCAAGGUUCUCGCAGAAGACUACCUUGACAUCAACGGUAGCCCCAUCAAUCCUUACUCCCGAGUCUAUCCGCAAGAAAUGAUAUCCACUGGCAUCUCCGCCAUCGAUACUAUGAACUCAAUCGCUCGUGGUCAGAAGAUCCCCAUCUUCUCGUCGGCUGGUCUUCCGCACAACGAAAUCGCUGCUCAGAUUUGCCGGCAGGCUAGUCUGGUCGGGAAACCGACAAAGGAUGUACACGACGGCCACGAAGACAACUUCUCCAUCGUCUUUGGUGCCAUGGGUGUCAACUUGGAAACAAGUAGAUUCUUCACAAGAGAUUUCGAGGAAAACGGGAGCAUGGAGCGUGUGACGCUAUUCCUAAACUUGGCCAACGACCCGACAAUCGAACGCAUCAUCACGCCGCGCCUGGCACUCACCACUGCCGAAUACUACGCCUACCAGCUCGAGAAACACGUCCUCGUCAUUCUUACUGACCUUUCCUCAUACUGCGAUGCCCUGCGUGAGGUCUCCGCAGCCCGUGAGGAGGUCCCCGGUCGUCGUGGAUAUCCCGGCUACAUGUACACGGACUUGUCUACCAUCUACGAGCGUGCUGGGCGUGUAGAAGGCCGAAAUGGUUCCAUUACGCAGAUUCCGAUUUUGACUAUGCCUAACGAAGAUAUUACUCACCCUAUCCCAGAUUUGACAGGAUACAUUACUGAGGGUCAGAUUUUCGUCGACCGUAAGCUCCAUAACAAGGGCAUCUACCCGCCCAUCAACGUGCUGCCGUCUCUUUCACGUCUUAUGAAGUCCGCUAUCGGCAAGAAGCACACACGGGGAGAUCAUGGAGAUGUGUCCAACCAGCUGUACGCCAAGUAUGCCAUUGGCCGUGAUGCCGCAGACAUGAAAGCCGUCGUUGGUGAGGAGGCGCUGUCCAGCGAGGACAAACUCUCACUCGAGUUCCUGGAAAAAUUCGAGAGGACCUUCAUUUCACAAUCGCCAUACGAGAACCGGACCAUUUUCGAAUCUCUGGACCUUGCAUGGUCAUUGCUCAGAAUCUACCCCAAGGAAAUGCUUAACCGCAUUCCCGCGGACGUUCUGGAUCAGUACUAUGCUAGGAAGCAGCGCGAGGACGACAGGAAGAGGAAAGGUAACAAGGAUACGCGGGAUCACUCGGGCGAGGGUCAAGGCGAGAGCCUGAUAGAUGUAUGACGUUGACUGCGGUAUGAGGUUUUGGCAAUGGGGCGUCGAGAUCACCAUGUAAGCGAGAUGCCCCAGUUGAACCAGUCCAUGGCUAGCGGCAUCAUGUCUCUUUUUGCAUCGAAUAUAUGCCAUUUGAAAGUAC